Rotaria sordida is the source of this 693-nucleotide messenger RNA. The record is from the annotation of a GenBank genome assembly. NCBI's taxonomy places the organism in Eukaryota, Metazoa, Rotifera, Eurotatoria, Philodinida, Philodinidae.
AUGCAUGAUGAUACAAAGAAAACAGCUGAAUUAUUACAACAAGUUAACGAUUAUGUUCCUAUCUGUUCAAAUCUUGAUACAUGUUUGGAAUAUAUUAAUCAAAUUAAAACAGAAAAAGUUUUUCUUAUCUUAUCAGGUCAAAGUGCAGAUGAAAUGAUCGACAGAGUUCAUGAUUAUAAACAAGUAGAUUCGAUUUAUAUCUUUUGUAUAAACAACAUCAAAUAUGAGCAUUAUUUAAAAGAAGAUCAUGAGAAAUACUAUAAAUUAGUUGGAAUAUAUACUGAACAUGAACCAUUGUUGAGAGCUAUACAAGAGAAUAUUCGUUAUUUAAUUAAACAAUCACAAGUUACAAUUAAUAAAGCUCUAAGAACUGAAGAUUAUGAAGCAUUAUUAAUUCUUCGAUUCUUUGUUAUUGAUCUAUGCGAAAAUCUUCGAUUGAAAUAUGACGAUCUAAAACAACGUCAAGAACAAUUAGGUUCAUCAACAGUUGUAUCUUAUCGUGGUUCGAAACUAUCAUCACCUGAAAUUUACAAUCUUAAAUAUAAUAUUGGUAAAAGUAUUGCUACAAAUGGAUUUCUUUCGACGAGUAGAUCGAAAGACGUAGCCAACAUAUUUGCUAAGAAAGGAACAAAACGUUUAGGUGUAAAAACUGUCAUCAUUGAAAUUCAUGUUGACACAACAAAAUUAACCACA